UCUUUCCCAAUGGCUACUUUCGUCUUUUUGUCUAAUGGGUUGCGUCUUCAUGGCGUGUUGACUGUGUUUGUGGCCCUGGGCUUUUUGGCUUGACGAGGUUGGAGCCAAAGGAGGGCUUUUUUUUUCGUUUGGGGUUUUUGUGUUGCUCUUGAUUUGGUGUGUGUGUGUGUGUUGUGUGUUUGUUUUUGAAUUUUGGUUUUUGGGUUUUGUUUUUCUGGUGAUGAAACUUCCAUGAAAGGUGGUAGGUUGGUGGGUUGACUAAGCUUUCAAAGGAAUGGGUGAUGCAUGAAAAAGGCCGCCAAGCGAGUGUUGUGCUUCGAUAAUCAAGUUGAAAUCAACCAUGGUGAGCUUAAGAAGGCGCAGACUGUUGGGAUUGGGACUAUGCUGUGAGAUACCUCCGGUUCUGGAUCCACUUCCUAGGGUUGUCAACAAUGGAACCACUUAUCAAAAUUUCACCCGUACGAAUCCUGUCAGUGUGCAUCCCAUGCCUGCAAAUGAUGUAAAUCAACCAGAUGGGAAUACCAUUGUGAGAGCAGAAUUUCGAUCCUCAACUGCAUCUGGUUCUAGCUUAUCCAAGGAGCAGCACGAUGUGGCAGGGCCACCAAUCAAACGCAGAAAGCGACAUCGCAGAAAGCAUGCUCAGAACCAGGAACCAUGUCUAAUGAGAGGUGUCUAUUUCAAGAAUAUGAAGUGGCAGGCAGCAAUAAAAGUUGACAAGAAACAAAUCCACUUAGGCACUGUUGGUUCACAAGAAGAGGCUGCCCAUUUGUACGACAGGGCAGCUUUCAUGUGUGGGAGGGAACCAAAUUUCGAUCUUUCUGAGGAGGAGAAGAAAGAGCUCAGGAAAUUCAAGUGGGACGAAUUCUUGGCCAUGACUCGUCAUGCAAUUACCAACAAAAAGCACCGGAGAAGGUCAGGGGCAGAGUCAGAGAAGAGGUCCGUGAGUCCUCAAUUGGAAGACGCAAACUGGGAGGAUGACAAAGAAGAAGUGAAUGUCCUCUCAGCUUCAGAAGAUGCAGAUCAAGACAUGUUAGACUCUUGAACACAAACGUUCAAGGGCAAUGCUUAGUUUCCCCCUUUCUAACAGUCAAGUGGUUAGCUGAUAGACCUCCCAUUUUUUGGUGUAUACAGGCCCAUAUUAGGGCAAAUGGUGGAUUUCAUGGUCUUUUAAUAAGGCAAAUGCCCCAAAUAAUUAUUAGUUCCAGAUUAGGAGCGUCAUAGUUGCUAAUCGCUUCGAUCAGAUAAGCUGCUUCGAAGCGAUAAUUUGCAGUGGAAAUUGAAACCUUUUAGCUAAUUAAUGCUUGGGAAACUUUAGUUCCAAGAAGUAUAAUCUGUAGAGUAAUCUGUU
This is a messenger RNA of Pyrus x bretschneideri (Chinese white pear), 1348 nucleotides long. Its product is annotated as ethylene-responsive transcription factor-like protein At4g13040. Lineage: Eukaryota; Viridiplantae; Streptophyta; Magnoliopsida; Rosales; Rosaceae. Gene Ontology annotation, molecular function: DNA binding; DNA-binding transcription factor activity. Gene Ontology annotation, biological process: regulation of DNA-templated transcription. The record is from RefSeq and is a predicted model, not a curated record. The transcript has 7 exons. The coding region runs from base 341 to 1042 and encodes 233 amino acids.